Hirundo rustica (Barn swallow) is the source of this 1291-nucleotide messenger RNA. RefSeq lists its product as uncharacterized. The record is from RefSeq and is a predicted model, not a curated record. The coding region runs from base 431 to 1174 and encodes 247 amino acids. The transcript is spliced from 7 exons. Lineage: Eukaryota; Metazoa; Chordata; Aves; Passeriformes; Hirundinidae.
UCUAGUUGAGGAGGGGAAGUGAGCUAAGUUUGGUUGGCAUCUGCAGCCAGCCAUGUCACUUGUCCUUUCUCCAUAGAUUCCUUUAUAGCUGGUCAGGAUAACCUCCAGGAUUUGAGUCUGAAGGAAUGAAAAAUGGUCCCUUACCUCGGUGGAAAAUUGUGGGUGGGGUUGAAGACCAGAUUCUGCACUCUGCAAAAGCAGAAAAUCUUAAUUUUCCCCAAGGGAGAUGAUGUACAUGUCUGUGAGAAUUCUCAGAGCUCCAGAGCAGACAAGAUUUAAGGUUAGGGACCAGGUGGGAGUACAGCAGAACAUCUUAUCAACUGCAUUAUCUUCUCUAGUCCUGUGACCACCACAGAGACUUUGCCCCUCUUUUCCCUUGCAUUGCAGAGUGAACCUUGAGAAAAGGACACAGGAGACAAGAAACAAGGACAUGGCUGAACCGAGUAAAACCUUAAUAACAACGGCUGCUGUGCUUCUGUCUAAAAACAUUGUGGAAGUGGCAUUCAGCAGAUAUCGAAGGAGAAAGAAUGAGAAGACCAAAAAAGACAUGGAGUGUAAGAUGGAUGUAGCCUUCCAGGAGCUCAAGAAAAAAAUGGAAGCCUUGCAUGAAUUGUUCACAGAAUUGCAGGACACCAAACAGUCUGAGCUUGAAGGCCUCAGAGCACAACUAGAGAAGAACAAAGGAAACAAAGUGGAGGAAAUUGUAUGGUCCGUGAAAUCCAGGCUGAAGAAAUACCUCCGGCAGUUCUCACAUGGAAUUCGAACUCUGGAAGAAAAUAUAGAGGAUUGGUCAGAGACCACAGAGUAUGAGCUUCAGCGUCUUAGAGCAGAGCUGCAGAAGACUCAAGGAAUAGAAGAGGUCGAAAUUCUAUGGUCCCUGAAAUCCAGGUUGAAGAAAUACCUCCGGCAGCUCUCACAUGGAAUUCAGACUCUGAAAGAAAAUGUAGAGGAUUGGUCAGAGACCAUAGAGUAUGAGCUUCAGUGUCUCAGAUCAGAGUUGGAGAAGAACAAAGGAAAGAAGGAGGAUGAAAGUUCAAAUUUCUGCAUGGAGACAAAAGUUCCGCAGCUCUCCUAUAGAAUUCAAACUCUGGAUCCAGAGUUACAGGAGAGGUGGGAGUUCCCAAAUCAUGAGCUUCAGUUUGUCACAGCAGGCCUGGAGAACAGCCAAGAUUAAGGACCUGGGGGAAGCACCAGGGGCCUCCACAGGGGACCCACCCCACCAAGACCAGCCCUACACAUCUCCUUUUCUCCCAACGUCAGCGGAGACGGAGCGGUGGAGCACAGUGACGAC